Messenger RNA from Piliocolobus tephrosceles (Ugandan red Colobus), 3687 nucleotides. RefSeq names its product schlafen family member 11. Gene Ontology annotation, biological process: defense response to virus. The transcript has 4 exons. Gene Ontology annotation, molecular function: tRNA binding. NCBI's taxonomy places the organism in Eukaryota, Metazoa, Chordata, Mammalia, Primates, Cercopithecidae. The record is from RefSeq and is a predicted model, not a curated record. Bases 1 to 1635 code for a protein of 544 amino acids.
AUGAUGCAAGAUCUUCUACAGUUGUCUGAAGAUUUUGAAUGUCAGCUGAGUCUAUCUAGUGGGCCUCCCCUUAGCAGACCGGUGUACUCCAAGAAAGGCCUUCAACAUAAAAAGGAACUCCAGCAGCUUUUAUUUUCAGUCCCACCGGGACAUUUGCGAUAUACUCCAGAGUCCCUCUGGAGGGACCUGACCUCAGAGCACGAAGGACUACAGGAGUUAGUAAACAACCAAGUGCAACCUUUCUCCCAGGGAAUUGUGAUCCUCUCUAGAAGCUGGGCUGUGGACCUGAACUUGCAGGAGAAGCCAGGAGUCAUCUGUGAUGCACUGCUGAUAGCACGGAACAGCACCCCCAUUCUCUACACUGUCCUCAGGGAGCAGGAUGCAGAGAGCCAGGACUACUGCACUCGCACCGCCUUUACUUUGAAGCAGAACCUGGUGAACGUGGGGGGCUACACCGGGAAGGUGUGUGUCAGGGCCAAGGUCCUCUGCCUGAGUCCUAAGAGCAGUGCAGAGGCCUUGGAGGCUGCAGUGUCUCCGAUGGAUUACCCCGCGUCCUAUAGACUUGCAGGCACCCAGCACAUGGAAGCCCUGCUGCAGUCUCUCGUGAUUGUCUUGCUUGGCUUCAGGUCUCUCUUGAGUGACCAGCUCGGCUGUGAGGUUUUAAAUCUGCUCACAGCCCAGCAGUAUGAGAUAUUCUCCAGAAGCCUCCGUAAGAACAGAGAAUUGUUUGUCCACGGCUUACCUGGCUCAGGGAAGACCAUCAUGGCCAUGAAGAUCAUGGAGAAGAUCAGGAAUGUGUUUCACUGUGAGGAAAAGAGAAUUCUUUACGUUUGUGAAAACCAGCCUCUGAGGAACUUUAUCAGUGAUAAAAAUAUCUGCCAAGCAGAGACCCGGAAAACUUUCAUAAAAGAAAAGUUUGAACACAUUCAACACAUCGUCAUUGACGAAGCUCAGAAUUUCCGUUCUGAGGAUGGGGACUGGUAUGGGAAGGCAAAAACCAUCACUCGGAGAGCAAAGGAUGGCCCAGGAAUUCUCUGGAUCUUUCUGGACUACUUUCAGACCAGCCACUUGGAUUGCAGUGGCCUCCCCCUUCUCUCAGACCAGUAUCCAAGAGAAGAGCUCACCAGAAUAGUUCGCAAUGCAGAUCCAAUAGCCAAGUACUUACAAAAAGAAAUGCAAGUAAUUAGAAAUAAUCCUUCAUUUAACAUCCCCCCUGGUUCCCUUGAGGUACUUCUUGAAGCUGAAUGGUCCCAGGGUGUUCAGGGAACCUUACAAAUUAAGAAACGCUUGACUGUCGAGCAAAUAGUGACCUUUGUGGCAGACACCUGCAGAUUCUUCUUUGAAAGGGGCUAUUCUCCAAAGGAUGUUGCUGUGCUUGUCAGCACUACAAAAGAAGUGGAGCGCUAUAAGUAUAAGCUCUUGAAAGCAAUGAGGAAGAAAAGGGUUGUGCAGCUCAGAGAUGCAUGUGAUAUGUUGGGUGAUCACAUUGUUUUGGACAGUGUCCGGCGAUUCUCAGGCCUGGAAAGGAACAUAGUGUUUGGGAUCAAUCCAAGGACAGCUGACCCAGCUAUCUUACCCAAUAUUCUGAUCUGUCUGGCUUCCAGGGCAAAACAACACCUAUAUAUUUUUCCGUAGGGUGGCCAUUAGGAAGAACUCCAAACCAAAAUGCUCUGUAAAUGUCUGUGGGUGACAGUCUGCUGAUGGUAGAAACCUUUCUUUUUAGUUUACAAGUCAGAGAUUUGGACAGAGCUGACAGAGAGUUUGGAGUUCCCCCAUUUCUGGCUCUCCUUUCAGGGUUCCUCACCCAACUCUUUUCAGCAGUGGUGGUUGCCCCCCAUUCUGACCCCUGACUCUUUCAGCCAGAAAGAUGGUGGUUUUCUAAAGGAGCUUUGGCUGCCCUGCACAAUGCAGAUCUGUGUCUUGCACUCUGGUUAAAAGCCAUAAAAAUAAGAACUCAGCCUGUGGCCUGUCUUUCUUCCAAGGCUUGGCUUCUUUUUUUUUAAGUCCCUUCAUGUAGUUUGUUGCUUUUAAACAUUUGUCCAGAAUUGUUUUCUGCAGAAACCUGAUCUGUUAGGAGCUUACUGACCAUAACAGAAGCAAUUGUUCCUGAAUUCUUCACAUUUAUCUUUGCUGUAUUCAUUUAGGGCUUGGGAGAGUCCCAAGAUAAUUCAGUCACUGUCAGAUUAAUAAUUUUGUCAGAACAAAGAUUACUGUUGUGAUAAUUUAAUCCUUUAAAAUUGUGAUCUCCAGAGCUUGGUCUCAGAAUGGCCCAGACCAAAGCUUAAUUGUGAUAGUGAAUAUUAAUGGUCACUUUAAAGAGAAAGUAUAGGCCAAAAUGAAAUGAACAGAAACCUGUUUGCCCUGGCUUUCAGCGGAAGAUAAUAUUAGAGACCAAAAUCUGGUUCUGAAGAUGUGUAUCAGCCCUAAGGUGAACCGAACUUGAGAAAGGUUGUCUUUAAAAAUCAAUGAGUUUAUGUUUUAACUUCUCAGUUUAGUUCUAUGCAUUGUUCUAUAACACACCUAGUUAAGUUUUAUGUCAUUCUUGAACUGUGAUUUUUUUUUUCCAUUUACUUUCAUGAUUUGGUGGGCCAUUGUUAUGGACAGAAUGUUUGUGUCCCACCCUUCACCCCCCAGUUCCCAUGUUGAAGCCCCAACCUAUAGUGUGGAGCUGGGGCUGUUAAAAAAGUAAUGAAAGUUAUAUGAAGUCAUGGUGGGGCCGUGAUCUGCUAAGGUUGGUGUCCUUAUAGGAGGAGACCCCAGAGAGCUUGUUCCCUCCCUCCUUGUGCAUGCAAACAAGAGGGUGUGGGAGCACACAGAGAGGUGGCAGCCACCUACAAGCCAAGAGGAGAAGCCUCACAAUGAAACUCUUGCUGCUGGCACCUCUGUCUUGGACUUCCAGCCUCCAGACUGUGAGAAACAAAUUUCUGUUGUUUCAGCUGCUCAGUCUCUAGUGUUUUGUUAUUGCAGCCCGAGAACACAGCUGUAUGAUUAUUUGUCAAACAGAAAACACUGAUACUUAACAAUGCUAAUGCAAUUAUGUAUUUGCUUUUCAGUCUCUACAAAAUAUUCUAAAAUACUAAUCUAAAUACUAACAAUAAGAUAUUUGCAUAACUAAUGGAAAUUAAGAAAUCAUAUGCCCAAUAUUUCACUUAUUAGUAAUCUUACUCUGCUGAUUUCCCCCCAAAUUGUGAGUUUUGAACUUCCCUGCCUUUCUCCUGUCUUUCUGUGUUAAUUCAUGGAAUUCCAGUUAUCUAGCCUUGAAAUUGUAGGCUCUCCUAACUUAAGCAAAAUCUGACAGAUCAGCAAAAUAAGGAGAAAAAUGCUUCUUCUUUCAUUCUGACUGCAUUAAAUCAGGUACAACUCAGCAUUAAAAAGCUGUCUUUGUAAAUGUUUUCCUAAUAAAUUAGUCUUAUAAGAUCCCUGGACUUUGGAGUUGUUGUAAUGUCUUUGAGAGUAAUUCUUUAAAUGUCUAAUUUUGACUGGUUGUAUCUCUUUAUGAUUUAUUGCCCCACUAACAAUAUUUGAAACGAAAUAUAUUUUUAAAUGUAUAAAUAAUUAUGAAUUUUUGUUUAGACCAAAGAGGAUUACUGAUAUUUGUUUCCAUAUGAACGGCAAAAGGUUUAGCUUACAGAUCUACUGCAUUUCUGUUUUAAAUAAAAAGUUGAGAGUUUGUGUCUCAUUAAACUG